AUUUAUGCUAAAUAAUAAAAGGUCACCCACUAUUGCCUACCACUUAUGGUGAGGAAGCAGAGGCUAUUGCGGUUAUUACUGAGCGAGAAGUUGGAGACAGUGGAAGCUUGGGCUGCUAUAUUGGAGGAUGGUGGGGAAUACGAGGUCACUAUUGGUGCUGCGGUAGAUGGCCAAGAGGGAGGAGGUCGUGCACCAUUGAUCCGUUCGAUCAAUGAGGUGGUGCCACAUUUGCCGGGAUACACAAUGGUCUCUACGUCAUUGAAGGCGCUGAUGAGCUACGCCGUUGAGAAAUAUCCACGCCAAGUGAAUCAGCUUGUGCAAGAAUGGCUACGUGGUGGACACAGCGUUUACUUACGGAGGUGGGUAAUCCGCGACUGGCUUAAGUGUAGGAGCCUGACUUCAGUGGAUUCAGUUGAGUUGCUGCAGUGGAGACACGCAUUGUUUGUGGCGACUAUCAAUGAGACGGCCAAGGCUUUAAAGUGGGCGCUCUUGGGAUACCUCAAUGCAGUCGAUGAGGCUAUUGGAGAUCAAUUUGAAGACGGUAAGGUGACAACCAGGACUCCAGAUGCCGCGAUGCCAUCGAUGAAAAGUGUCGAGGAGCUGCUGGGCUUUUACUUUUUGCACGCUGAGCAACUGGCGAGUUGCAGUCUCCUUUGCGCUGCUAAACUACAUGCGUUAGCGGUACGGGAUCAGAGAAGCUCAGUGAAGCUCGUAGAGGACGAUGAGGUGCUGGUGAGACUGCGGUGGUCACUUAUGCUGAAGCCAAUGCUGUUCAAACCGCUACUACAACAUGCCAUCGCAUUGAAAACUAUGCCAGGCAAAGCUACGGCAAGCCAGUAUUGGAGCAGCGAAGAGUUGGAACGCCUUGUGGGGCUGGUUGAUAUCACCGAUCGGAUGACGUUCUUGGAUGAAAUGCACGCUAGAAGAGACGAGUUAGAGUGUGCAUUUAAGUCUGGCGUCGAACACAUUUACAGCUCCACGUCGAAGGAGCGAUCAGCUGUCGAAGCUGCUGUGGCAGAAUACCUCGGCUCACUUUCAGACGAGAAGAGGCUUUUACUGGUCAAAGAGCUCGAACGAGACUUGGAUGAGGCACCUCCUCACUUGUUCCCGUACGUCUUUAUGUUCUUUGGAUUGGUUCUCAGUGCGACGCUCUUGUUGCCAGACCAGGACCUAGUCGUAGAAGCAGUGAGUAUCCUCUUCGCACUCCUCUAUCGACGCACUCACGACGCUAAUAGCUGCCUUGACGCUUUCAGUCUGUUGCUUCGUCUCCAAGUAGCCUCAAACGUUAUCUGGCACGAUAAUGCGCUCUAUCUUCAAGCCAUUGAGUCCCUCUCGGAGCAAGCAACGCUACAAGUGGAGCCUAAACUCAAGUGGGUGGCCAGGAUGGCGCUGCACCAACUCCUGUUCGAGUGCGACGUCCAGGUCCUCCAACAUAACACACCCAAUCUGUCCAAACUCCUUCCUCGGUGCACAAUGCGCCUAGUGUCCAUGCGGCUCGGCAACUAAAAAAUCAUUUUAUUGUUUUUCUUCACGACGCUUUCCGCCUAGUUGCUGCCCUCCACAGGCUUGGACAUGCCUCCUUUCGGG
This is a messenger RNA of Phytophthora nicotianae INRA-310, 1587 nucleotides long. RefSeq lists its product as hypothetical. The record is from RefSeq and is a predicted model, not a curated record. Bases 46 to 1506 code for a protein of 486 amino acids. NCBI's taxonomy places the organism in Eukaryota, Oomycota, Peronosporomycetes, Peronosporales, Peronosporaceae. The transcript has a single exon.